Peronospora belbahrii is the source of this 516-nucleotide messenger RNA. The record is from the annotation of a GenBank genome assembly. NCBI's taxonomy places the organism in Eukaryota, Oomycota, Peronosporomycetes, Peronosporales, Peronosporaceae.
AUGCCAAUGACUGGUAUGCGUGUCGGCUGCCUCGCAGCACCCAAGCAUUAUAUCGAUCCGUGCACACUUCUCCAGGCACAAUUGACGUCAUGCACGAAUACCGUGGGCCAAGUGGCUGCUAUCGAGGCACUGACGUACGAGUUGGAGUGCAUGGAGAAGGACAAGCGCCGCAUUACAGAUGUGAUGAAAAAUCUGGACACGAAGCGCCGCUAUAUCGUCAAGAGACUGACCGCUAUGCCAAACGUGCGAUUUGCGUACCCAACGUCUGCGUUCUAUGUGUUCUUGGACUUGUCAAUUUACUUUCAAGGAAAAAAGGUGUUCACGGCGGACAAGAGCAUGUCGCUUGCGGGCGUUGAUGAUUUCUGUGAGCACCUGCUCUGUUCCAUUGCAGUAGUGCCUGGCUCGGAAUGUGGUGACGAGUUUGGCAUGCGCAUUUCUUAUGCGAGCUCAAUGAAAGCAAUCCAACACGCGAUGGAUGGCUUGGAGAGCUUGCUUCAAUCUCUGGUCUUUGAGUAG